AUGCCGAUGAGAGGAGAUGCACACGGCUGCGACGUCCUAGAUUCGGCGAAAAAGAAAUCUAAAACGCAGUACAGGAAAGUGUCAGAGACCGAACUGAAACGCUCGGGCCAGAAGAGAAGGAAAGAGAACGAUACUGCUAAAGAAGAACAGCGCUCGCGCAUAUACAUGUACGAAGAAAGUUCACCGCGGGUCUCGCGACACGACGGUAAACGACUAGCUGUCGAUAGUCCUGAAGUUUCACCUUCAAACUUGAACUGGGCGAAGAUUGACUAUUACGGUGGGAUAUCGAUGGCGGACUAUCGGACAGCGCGGUCCUAG
Messenger RNA from Heterotrigona itama, 318 nucleotides. Lineage: Eukaryota; Metazoa; Arthropoda; Insecta; Hymenoptera; Apidae. The record is from the annotation of a GenBank genome assembly.